Sciurus carolinensis (gray squirrel) is the source of this 4011-nucleotide messenger RNA. It is a transcript of the gene Utp6, whose product is annotated as UTP6 small subunit processome component. Gene Ontology annotation, biological process: maturation of SSU-rRNA from tricistronic rRNA transcript (SSU-rRNA, 5.8S rRNA, LSU-rRNA). Gene Ontology annotation, cellular component: Pwp2p-containing subcomplex of 90S preribosome; small-subunit processome. Bases 114 to 1907 code for a protein of 597 amino acids. The record is from RefSeq and is a predicted model, not a curated record. Gene Ontology annotation, molecular function: snoRNA binding; protein binding. The transcript is spliced from 19 exons. NCBI's taxonomy places the organism in Eukaryota, Metazoa, Chordata, Mammalia, Rodentia, Sciuridae.
CACGUUUCGUCAGUACGUGUGCAUUAAGGUUAGGUCUCCCGACUAGAAGGUGGGCGCUUCCUGGGCCUGUUGCCUGCUGAGGUUCUCCUGCUGUGGGGUACAGUGCAGUCCUCAUGGCGGAGAUAAUCCAGGAACGCAUAGAAGAUCGAAUCCCCGAAUUGGAACAGCUGGAGCGCGUUGGACUGUUCAGUCGUGCGGAGAUUAAGGCUAUCAUUAAGAAGGCUUCUGAUCUAGAAUACAAAAUACAAAGAAGAUCUCUUUUUAAGGAAGACUUUAUCAAUUAUGUUCAAUAUGAAAUUAAUCUUUUGGAACUUAUCCAGAGAAGAAGAACACGCAUUAAAUAUUCAUUUAAGAAGGAUGAGAUUGAGCAUUCUAUUGUGCACCGGGUACAAGGUAUCUUCCGACGUGCUUCAGCAAAGUGGAAAGAUGAUGUUCAACUUUGGCUAUCCUAUGUUGUUUUUUGUAAGAAAUGGGCUACCAAAGCUCAACUUAGCAAGGUAUACUCUGCCAUGUUAGCUAUUCAUUCAAAUAAGCCAGCUUUGUGGAUUAUGGCGGCCAAAUGGGAAAUGGAAGAUCGCUUAUCUUCUGAAAGUGCAAGGCAGCUGUUUCUUCGGGCUCUGCGCUUUCAUCCAGAGUGUCCAAAACUCUAUCAGGAAUACUUCAGGAUGGAGCUAAUGCAUGCUGAGAAACUGCAGAAGGAAAAACAAGAAUUUGAAAAGGCCGAUAUGGAUAUGGGGAAUUUUGAUCAUCCUGAAGAAAUCCUUAAUGGCGAGUUGGCACGCAUCGUCUACAAAAAUUCUAUAAGCAAGAUUAAAGGUGCUGAAUUUCAUGUAUCACUUCUUUCAAUUGCACAACUGUUUGAUUUUGCCAAAGAUCUACAAAAAGAGAUUUAUGAUGACCUUCAGGCUAUGCACACAGAUGACCCUCUCACUUGGGAUUAUGUGGCACGGCGAGAAUUAGAGAUCCAGUCUCAACCAGGAGAUGAGCAGCCUUUGACGAAACAAGCCAGAGCAGUGGAGGUGGGCCAGAGGGAGGAGAGGUGCUGUGCUGUAUAUGAAGAGGCGGUGAAGACUCUGCCUACAGAGGGCAUGUGGAAGUGUUAUAUCAACUUUUGCUUGGAAAGGUUUUCUAAGAAGACGAGUAGUGCGUUCCUCAGAGGGAAGAGACUGGAGAGAACUAUGAUUCCAUUCAGGAAGGCACAUGAACUCAAGCUCCUUUCAGAAUCCCAAUGCAAGCAGUGGAUUGAGUUGUUGUUGCACCGUGACUUCUUUACGGAAGCUCUGGAGGUAGCAGAAGCUGGGAUUGAAUUGUUCAAGGACUCUGUGACAAUGUGGCAGAUGAAGCUGCAGGUGCUGAUUGCCUCAAAGAGCCCUGACAUAACCAUGUUUGUUGAAGAAGCCUUUGUGCACCUAAAACCCCAGGUUUGUCUGCCCUUGUGGAUUUCUUGGGCAGAGUGGAGUGAAGGUGCCCAAAGCCAUGAAGACACAGAAGCAAUCUUUAAGAAAGCUAUAUUAGCUAUCACAGGUACCAGCUCAGUAACUCUGAAGGAUAAAUACCUGGAUUGGGCUUAUCGAAGUGGUGGCAACAAAAAGGCCAGAACUGUGUUUAAAAGUUUACAGGAAAGCCGGCCAUUUUCAGUAGAUUUUUUCAGGAAAAUGAUCCAGUUUGAAAAGGAGCAAGAAUCCUGCAAGAUGACAAACUUAAGAGAAUAUUAUGAGAGAGCUUUGAGAGAGUUUGGAUCUGUAGAUUCUGAUCUUUGGAUGGACUACAUCAAAGAAGAAUUGAGCCAUCCACUUGGUAGACCUGAGAAUUGUGGACAAAUCUAUUGGCGAGCCAUGAAGAUGUUGCAGGGAGAGUCAGCAGAGUUGUUUGUAGCCAAACAUGCUAUGCAUCAGGCUGGCCAUUAGUGAAGAGAAGAAUACAACCACCUUUGUGAAAUCCUCUUGCAAGCCUUCUGGACACAUUUGUAUUAUAAGACAGUCUGUAAAUUGAGAAGACAGACAAAAUGGCUGAUUGGUUUUGAGACAUGUUUUGUGUUGUGUUAAUCUUUAGUUUCAAGAAAAAGAACUGCUUAUUGAAUGACUACUCGUUGAGACCAAACCUACUAGUUUUUUGUUCUCCCCUCCACCCUCCUGUACUGGGGAUUGAACCCCUGGGGGACUCUACCAGUGGGCUAUAUUCUGAGCCCAUUUCCCUCCCUUUUUAAAAAAAUUUGAGACAGGGUUUCACUGAGUUGUCCAGACUGACAUCAAAUUUGUGAUUCAGUUGCCUCAACCAGAAUCCCAAGUAGCUGGGGUUACAGGCAUGUGCCACCAUGCCCAGCAACCAUAGUUCUUAAAAAACUGAAUUUUAUUUUUUAUUCCAGGCCAAGCAGCCAUAUUUCUAAUCUAGACCUAGCAGCUAGUUAAAAUGAAAAAGGAAGUAUGGUUUUAUUUUCUCCUUAACUAUGAAAACUAUAUAUGAUAUGCAUUUGAAAUAUGGAUGAAAUAAGAUAGGAGAAAAUGAAAACCACUUGUAAUCUAGCUUAAGUUGAAUAUAGUAAUUUGAUUUCCUUUUUCAGAAUUGGCUUAUAUUUUUAGAUCAUUCAUUCAAGAAGUAUUUGAGUGCUCAUCAUGUUCAGGAAAGAAGGAAGGCUUUGGGGGAUGGAGGUAGGGGUUGGAAAAACAAAUGCCCUAAGAGCUGGUUGGAGCAACAGAGAUGAAGUUACUGGAUUUGGGGGAGGGGGGAGUCCUUUAAGGUUAAGACAGUAUAAAAAUGUGUUUUAUCUGUCCUAAGGACAGAUAAGCAGAGAAUUGUUUAUAUUUGCAUUGAGGAGGCCCAGCAACAAAAGGGCAGGGUAGUAGAUUAAAGUGGCAGAGAAGUAUCUCAGUGGGGAGGCCUGGAAAGAUGACUUAGGGCAGAAAAGGGCAUUUUGAGAGCAGGGAGAGAAUUGUUUGAAUUAUAUCAUUUAACAUUGGUGAUGUCACUGGGAGAAACAUUCAGUGCAAUUUCACUUAAUAGUACAUUAUUUUCCUGUGUCAUUAAAUACCCUUAAAAACAUUUUGAAGAAUUUGUAAGAUACCAUUAUAAAAUGAGCCAUGAUUAAUUUUACUAAUCCCCUAUGGUUGGACCUUGUCAUUUAUUCAUAUAUAUAUAUAUAUGAAUGAAUGUGUGUGUGUGUGUGUGUGUGUGUGUGUGUAUACACACACACAUACACAAAUAUAAUAUUUACAUACUUUUAAAUUAUAAAUGCUUCUGAUGGAGAUUUUUAUCAUUCAUUGUUCACAUCCAUGGCUAUUUCCUUUAAGAGACUGAAUUUCUGGUAUGAGUGGAAUUUCUGGAUCAAAGAUGUAUCAUAGAAAAUAUUGAUAUGUAUUUCCAGUUUGCUCCUUUCAAGCAGUAUGAAAGUGGCAGUGUUCUUGUUUGCACUAGAUAUUAUAUUUUUUUAUUUUUGACAUUUUGAAAAGUGAUAGUUUUAACAUGCAUUUUUCUGGUAUUAGUGAAGUUAAUGUGUUCAUGUGUCUCAUCUUUCAUACUAUUUUUAAACUACUUUUUUUUUACUAAUUUAUGACUUUUUAAAAAAAUUCUUUUAGUUGUCAGUGGACUUUAUAUAUAUGCAGUGCUGAGAAUUGAACCCAGUGCCUCACACAUGCUAGGCAAGUGCUCUGCCACUGAGCUAGGACCCCAGCCCUAUAAGAGUUUUUUAAUAUGUUGUGAAUACCAGUCUUUCAUUUGUCUCUACUUUGUUGCAAAUAAUUUCUAUGUGUCAUUUCUGUUGUUUUAGAAAUGCUUUGAAGUUCUUCUUCUUGCUUUUCCUUUUUCCCCACAAAGCAUUUAACUAGUUUUUUAGCACUCUUUGGCUAUUUUUCUCUCUGCUGAUUUCUGAUACUACCUUUAGUAUAUAUUGAAUUCCUGUGCCUAUUAGAGUGUUUUGGGAUGUAUUUAUUUUGAGCUUUUGUACUCUUACAUGUUGUUUGCUUGUCAUUUCCUUUAAGAAAAAUUUCUUUCUCAAGUCCUGGGAAGUUCAGUUUU